AUGGCCACCACCAGCAGUUCAGAUGAUAGCAUAGCUCCUAAAGAUUUCCAUUUAUCAACGUCUACAGACAGUGGCAGCAGACUGAGCCUCAACAGACAGAAGUGUCCAUUGUGCCAUAACUUCAGAAAAGUAUUUUAUUGCAAAGAUUGCAUCUACAGUGGCCUCUUUUACAGUUCCAGGCAAAGAGUUACUGAAGGGUAUAUUGAUAAACAAAAAGCUCUACUGGAACUACAGGAUAGUAAGAAAACCAUAGAGAAAAACUGUCUUAGUUCACUUGAAGCUAGACGAAAAUUUGAUAUCCUGAAUUCCAAAAUUAGGCAGGCCAGGGAUAGGACAAAGGUCCUAAAAUCAGCAUUAGAGAACAAAAAACAGAGCAAAGUUUCAAAUGAAGUGAAGUUUCUGGAGUUGAAAGAUAAAAAUGAGAAACGAAAUAGGAGCCUGCCCAAGUAUGAUAAUAAAGUACAGGAACUUGAAAACUAUGUGGCAGUACGUAGAGAAAAGGUUGAAAAAAUUAGAGAUACUACCAGAGAAAAGCAAGAGGAGCUGAAGAAACUUGUGAAAAUCAGAAUACAACAAUUGUUCAAGUAUAUUUUUCCAAUAUCAACAGUCAAACCAACAAUGGAAACAGAAUCUUCUAGUGAUGAUAUGGUCAGUGCUCUAGCAGAAGCUUCACAGACCACUUUUAUCAGUGAUAGGUGGGAAUAUUCAGAUUAUAUGGGAGAAAUGAAAUAUUGUAUUGUUGGUCCCACCCUACCUGGAUCUGGAAAUUAUUCAGCUUACAACAUCUGGGUUGCUCAGAACCAAGAUGGAGUACCCGGUUCCAACAUGACUAGUUCAGUGGAACUGAACCCUGCAUUUAGCAUCAGUGCUGCAUUGACUUACACUGCUCAGUUAGUCAACAUUUUGUCGUUUUACUUCAACAUCAGGCUUCCUUACAAAAUGCAAUACAGUGAUUUUUGCAAUAGCUACAUGAGUGAACAACAAUUUGCCAGAAGAACUGCCAGAUUGAAUGCCAAUAUACUGUAUCUGUGUUUGUUACAAAAUGUGGAACUUUGUGAUUUGCAAUCAACAGAAACCAUCCACAAUAUUUUGCAAUUAUUGGAGAAUGGAAACUGUGAUUUGGGAAGAGAAGGGCCUAUGGAAUUUGAUCUCCAUAAGGUAAAUGCCUUAGAACAACCCUUGACGGAUAAUCUCAAAAUAAGUGAAGAUUCUGACUCUGAGGAAGGUGACUCUUUUCCUGUAGAAUGGGAAGCUGUGCCUCACGUGCAAUGCCCGGAGAUAGCAGCGGGGCCUGCAAUCAGCCAGGCCCCCCAGAUGAUAACGACACAGCAGGCCAGCAGCAUGGCAGGCGGUUUGGUGAACAGCGCCGCCGCUAGUAUCGCUUCCCUCUGGCGAGGGUUCACCAGAAAAUAA
Phaedon cochleariae (mustard beetle) is the source of this 1413-nucleotide messenger RNA. The record is from the annotation of a GenBank genome assembly. Lineage: Eukaryota; Metazoa; Arthropoda; Insecta; Coleoptera; Chrysomelidae.